Messenger RNA from Chiloscyllium plagiosum (whitespotted bambooshark), 5422 nucleotides. The record is from RefSeq and is a predicted model, not a curated record. NCBI's taxonomy places the organism in Eukaryota, Metazoa, Chordata, Chondrichthyes, Orectolobiformes, Hemiscylliidae.
UCAACUACGUCUCUUCAAUUAUCCCGCUGCUCAAUCCAGCAUGCGCUUCGAAUACAUCUGCAAUCGGGGAAGAAACUGUUAGAUCCAACGUUGGCACCUCAUAAAGAAUUAACUCCUUCAUAUUACGUGCGGCAAUAUGUGAAGACGUCGUUUCCAUCCCCCCUCUUGAUGUGAUAAUAGAGAGGCUUGGCCGCGUGACGCUUCCACCGCGAGGAGGAAGCGAUAACCUUCCGCCAUUUAUCGACGUCUUUAAUUCGCCGCCCUACCGUCGCCCCUCGUGUCCCACCCUCAGACCCACUUCCUCACCCCUCCCCGAAAUAUACUGCCGGCUACUUCGAGAUUCGACGCAGAUGCGAUUGUAGAGGUUUGGGGGUCGGCGGCGGGGACGAUAUUGGAAGCGCGGAGGGAGCGGGUGGCGGCGGUAGGCGCCAAAGUGUGAGGCGGCGCGGGCCGGAGGCGUCGAAAGAAAAUCAGGAGCUGCAUCAAUACACAGUAAAGAAGAGGAUGUUUUUGCCAGAUUCAUGCUGUGAAAAGUAGUUGCCUGCUGUUUAAUUCUACAGAAGGACAUUGCCAAAUCAGGAGCUAUGGAUUGCUACAGUUUCACCGAUGAAAGCUCUCUCCAAACCGAAAUGCAUCUGCCUUUGCUAUCAGACAGUGAGUUGCCCAUUGCAAGUAAUAUCCAGAGACAAGAAUUCAUCCCAGACCCUGAUGAUAUUAUUUAUGCAGGAAUGACAAGUAUAGAACUUGAUUAUAACCUGGAGACUGCAGAAAUUCCUGGCGAUCCAUUUGCUGACAAUGUAGAUCUAUCCCUCUAUACUGUAGAUAAGGGAUGUGACUCCCCAAAGAUUCCCAGUGACUCCACGGACACAGAUUCUCCACCCGUGUUGCUAGGUAUUAGUCCUGUACCUCAAAAAAAUAGCCCUGAGAAAAGUGGAGGUAAAAGUGAAGGGAAAUAUGGAGGGCUGCAGAAGAGAAGGCGUCUCUCCACACGGCAUUCUCCGCAGCAAGCAUUCCAGGAAUGUAGCCAAUGCGGAAAGUCAUUCAGCAGUGCCAGUGCCCUGAGCAAACACUACCUGACGCAUAGUCAUGAACGUCGGCAUGUCUGCAGGAUCUGCAAUAAGGCCUUUAAGAGACAGGACCACUUAUCUGGGCAUUUGUUAACACACCAAAAAAAUAAACCUUAUGUUUGUAUGGAACACGGAUGCGACAAGAGCUAUUGUGACUCCCGGUCUUUGCGACGUCACUAUGAGGUUCAGCAUGGCUUGUAUUGUCAGAGGGAGCCUUUUGCUGACAACAGCUCGAAAGAAGUGGACUCAACAGAGGGUGUGCUGUACCCCCAGACUGGCCAAACUCAGACCCUUCAGUGUGAAGUGGGAGUGGCACAGAGGCCGACAACACAGGUUGAGUCUCUUUCUCAAAGAUCUUGUCUGCCUAACCGAGACAUGCUGAGGCCCCUAACGAGCAGUGUAAGCCAAAAAAUACCUUGUGAAACUGGUGCUACUGGAAGCAAAAUUACAUUGCACUAUCCCACACAAACCCAUGCUACAGCAAGUGUGCUUACUAGUCCAAAUAUUUGUUUGUCAGAGAGGUCAAGCACUGUUAGACAAGCCAAAUUUGGCAUAAUGCAAAGAGAGCAUUCUUCUUCUGGUUUAAACUGUAACAUAACUGAUCCAUACAGCAGAGUAAACCCUUCUCACUUUUCUGUAGCAGAUCCCAGUGUCUCCUGUGUAGAAAAUCUAGAUUCUUAUCUUUUGGAUUCAAUGAUUCCUGGUAGACCUUCGCAGCCUGCACAAUAUACUUUGGAAUCAUCAAGACCAGCAAGUUGGCCUCAAGAUGUGAACACAAAUCAUACAUUAUCAAGAACUGAAACUGGAUCCACCAGACAACAACCGAGUCAAGAUCUUGUGUGGACCAAUAACUUGGCAACUUACAGUGGCAGCAAAGGAAGUUAUUCUUAUAUUGUCCCCAAUUCCCAGCCUCCUGAAGAAGUUUCUGCCACUUUUUCAAGUGGUGCUUUGCAUAAGCUGGACUCAUUUGCCCAAGCCUUUACAAGGCAGAAUUUGGAUAUUCAGUCAAAUUCCUCUGUUGCGAAGAAUCAGAGUGAAAACUCAUCAAUGUCUGAAUUUGAUGCUUGUGGAAAUGUCUUCAGACAACUUUUGAGUUACAAAACUAAUUUGAAUCAGUGGCAAGCCUAUCCUGAACAGAAACGUGAAAUACUGCAGGAGCAGUACUCUCUGCACCAGCAACAUCAACAGCAGAUAGCAACUUCACUGUUUACGCAAGUCUACAUGGGAGAUCAGGAGGCCUCCCCGAUGCAAAACCAAGAUCAAUUUCAAAACCAUAUGCUCCACCUGAUUUCUGAUACCCAGUACAAUCUGUCUCAAUCCCAAAAUUCGGUAAGCCAGUCACAAGUGCUAGUUACCCAGUCCCAGCAUGUACUUGCCCAGAAAAUUCCAUCCCAGAUCCAGAAUAAUGGAACCCAAUCUCAUCAUCCCUCAGAACUAUUACAAGACUUCCAGCAUUCCUUGAGACAGGAAACCACUUCUCCAUUUUUACAGUUUCAAGCAACAAAACAGUGCCAACUCUCCAAGAAUAUUCUCUCUUGCUAUCCACAAGAGACAGAAUGUACAGACCAGCAGACAGAGACUGGUUUACAGCCUGUGUCAAGGGGAAUCUCAGAAUGUCACAAGAAAUCCAAGAAGAGUCCAUUCAAAGGACAAUGUCCUCCUCAGUCAAUGUGUGAAGAAGUUGUUGUUCAGAAUCAGCUUCAGUCACAGUCAGAGCAGUUGGAAGGUUGGUCACUUCCACCCUGUAGCAACAAAAGAGGCAGAAUCUCUAAUAAAGAUGUGUGUGUGAAGCAUUACAAUAUUGCAGGUAAAUCCAGUAAGAGUGUUUCAAUUUCUCGAAAGGAACGACAGAAAUUAGAUCCCAAUUGCACUGCUCCUCCUAGUCAGGUGGCUAUGAACUCCUUUCCUGUUCAGAAUUCUUUGACGAGGAGUAUGGAAGACUGUCUUCAGAAACCAUCUUUUUAUGCUAAUGUACAGGAUGAAGAUAUUUACAGUCUUUCCAGCAUACCACAAGAGGCAGAUGGAUCAUCAACAGUGCUGUGCAGGGACUUGGUGAGUAGCAGCACUUCCCAUAAUUUGGAUGAAAAUGAAGAAAACUUCAGGUGUGAAAGGUGUCAAGGUGUUUUCCAUUUUCUAAAAGGACUAAACUGUCACACUUGUCCACAAGAAGGAAUGGGAAAACAGCUUUCAUUGGAAGAUGGUGUUAAGGCACAAAAGGUGACUGAUAAUGGAAUUGAGAAAAUGGAACAUGGUGGAUUGUUCUUUCAGUAUCUGGAGGAUAAACUCAGUGCUCUUCUGCUAAAGAAGCCACUUGAGGAAAAUGUGGCAGUGCCGUUAGUGAUUCCAGUGUCAGUGCCUGUAAAAUCCAAGAAAGAUGGCACAUCUGUUAAAUCUGAAACUUCACCAGUUACACCAAGGAAGUCAGUCACAACAAAAUUGACUGAUCUAUUAGUAUCUUCAAAUGACAGCUCUGCCCAGGUCACUGAAACAGGCAAACAAGCAAAUGUAAAUUGUAGAGGCAAUUCCAAAAAGCAACGUAAGAAGCGAUCUCGUCCAGACCCUCUCUUUAUCCCAUCACCGGCAUCAAAUCAGACUGGGGUGCUGCCAGGGAUGGUACUGUAUCAGAGCCAUAUGCGUUCCCCUGUUUGUUUAGCAGAUCACCUUCUAGAGAAAAACUUUCAACCUCCGCCAUACACACCUCCCCCGAUGUUGAGUCCCAUCCGUCAUGGCUCAGGACUUUACUUCAACAGGAUCUGUUCUUUGUCUGGGAGUAAGGCAUCACACAAUACAUACCCUCCUAAAGGAAUUCUGGCCAGUGUUGUAGAUGGUGUAGAUGGAAUUUGUGGUAUCUCUGUGGUUAAAGAUGACUCUAUAGUCACCAUAGAACCGCAUAUUAACAUUGGAACACGGUUCCAGGCAGAGAUUCCGUUAUUGCAAGACAAGUCAUUACUUGAUGAUAGCGUUCACCAAGCAGAUCUAGUAUGGAAACCAUGGGAUGACAUUGAAACUAAUAAAAUCACUCAGAUGAGAGUGACAGAUCUGUUGAAUUUAGCUUGUUCGAGUGUGCUGCCUGGAGGAGGUACCAAUUUGGAAUUAGCUCUGCAUUGUCUACACGACACCCGGGGAGAUAUUUUGGCUGCCCUGGAUAUGUUACUAAUGAAAGGUGUAAGGCGAGACCCUUGUCACCCCUUGGGAGAUUACCACUACACUGGUACUGAGAAGUGGACUACGGCAGAGAAAAGGUUGUUCAAUAGGGCAAUUUGCCUUAACAACAAGGAUUUCUUCCUGAUGCAGAAGAUGAUAAAACACAAGACCGUGGCACAGUGUGUUGAAUAUUACUACACCUGGAAGAAACAGCUAAAGUUUGAGUGGAAGCGAACACACUUGCUUGAGGAAGACGAGAUAAAGCCUGAGACAGAGAGUCCCGCUGAUGGAAAAGAAAUAAAAAAGCUGGUUAGAAAUGCUGCUAUUUAUGCUCAGUCAUUCUCAGAGAGUACAAGCAUUCCUUCCCAGACAAGCGUGAGCAGAGAAAAACUAAAGAAGAAAAUUGUACGGGCUAAGCCUAACCCUUCUCCAUCAGUUCACUGUCAGACAGGAGUCCAAGACAAGAAUGAGAAAAAGUUUACUGUGGGAAAUUUCCCAUGUAAAGAAUGCACAAAAGUAUUUGACAAAGUGAAAAGUCGAAAUGCUCACAUGAAAUGUCAUAGGCAGCAGGAGGAGCAAGAAAGGCAGGCAGAGAUGAAACGAUCGAGGAUACGUGUGAAAGCUGAGCCAAAGGAGGAACCAGAGGAGACAGUCUUGGUCUUCACCUCCAACAAUAUGUCAAACAUUACCACAUCAUAAAGACAUUACCAGCAUCUAGUAAUUAGCAGAAGUAGUAGAGGCUAUAGGUGGAGAACAGGGACCUAAGUUUCUGAUUGUUCACAACAGCUGGCACAACAUGAAGCUAUAUGUGCCUAUGCUGUAAAAAAGUGAUUUUAGGUAUUUUGAUUUGGUUUGUCCAAAAGUGGGGCAGGAAUGCACAUUAUUACAUGGGACAUCUCCUUAGUCUAAACUGCCAGAUGCAUGGAAACAUGCUUGAGCCUGCAGAUGAUAGACGUUUUUUUUUUACAUCUUACAUUGGAUUGCAAUCUUCAAAAUGAAAACCAGUCCUGAUUUAUGUUCUUAGUGUAAUCUAUAUGAUUUGCUGAUGAGAUGGAGAAACCCUCAAUCAGUAAUAACAUUAGACCUAUAAUGUUAAAUCUGUGCUAUCUUACUCAAUAUGCUUGCAGUUAACCAUAUCUCAUUAUAAUCUUGUUGAGAUAAAGAAUGUUCUGUGCUGCCCCAUGAACCAUUUGAUGGAUAGAUAAAAAUUG